Molecule: messenger RNA, 1732 nt
Organism: Xenia sp. Carnegie-2017
Lineage: Eukaryota; Metazoa; Cnidaria; Anthozoa; Malacalcyonacea; Xeniidae
Product: zinc metalloproteinase nas-13-like
Exons: 10
Coding region: 674-1564 (296 amino acids)
Biological process (GO): proteolysis
Molecular function (GO): zinc ion binding; metalloendopeptidase activity
Source: RefSeq, a predicted model, not a curated record
UUCACAUUAAUUCUUCCUACUACGCACAAAUGGGACGCAAUGUCAUGGUGCAUUUGCUCAGUUGGAGUGUAAUUAUGAGUAUAUAUAUGACCAGAAUUAAACACUACUUGAGUUGAAAUUUUCGGUGCUUGGGAAAGAAAAGAAAGAUGUUUGUCCAGCUUAUUUUAGGUUUGGUAGCUUACACCAUUUGCUCUUGCACUGGAAAUCCUGUACCUUCGCAACAAAGCAUUAUUGUGGACGAUGAUGAAGUCAAUUGGUCAAAAUUAUUCAAUGCAAUGAACAAUCAAGUUGGACGCUCCAGUGGUAACAGAGAUUAUUCCAUCUUCGACGAAAUUAUGCGAGUUAAUAUGAUGGCACGAGGAAGUGGCCUAGCACGCAGUAGUGAUGGCGUCUUCCUUUAUCAAGGCGACAUAAAUCUGGAAAAAGAAGAAGUUUCAAAUCUAACGCGGGAAAACUCGUCUCAAGCAAAUUCUGUAGCACGUGGCAAACGGGCAGUUAUAAGAACAAAUGGUGUACGACUGUGGAAGAGAAAUCCUUCAUAUGCAAUUGAUAACAGUUUGCGUGGAUAUACUAGCCAUAUAAAAAAAGCAAUUGCUGAGUGGCAACAGACGUUAUAUGGCUGUUUGGGAACUUGGCGAGACGUAACAACUUGCGAAAUAAACCAGUAGACUACAUGUACUUUUUUCGUGGAACUGGUUGUUACUCACAAGUUGGCCGUGUAGGACGAAGGCAAAAAAUAUCUAUUGGUAGAGGUUGCGAACAGCAUGGAAUAAUUGUCCACGAAAUAGGUCAUGCUAUGGGUCUCUGGCAUGAACAAUCUCGCCCAGACAGAGAUAGCUACGUCCAAAUAGCUUGGAAUAACAUUUUAUCAGGCAUGGAAUUUAAUUUUAACAAACAUUCAACUAAUCGUAUCAACAGUUUCAAUGUUCCUUACGACUAUGCCAGCAUAAUGCAUUAUGGAGCUUAUGCAUUCAGCAAAAAUCGUAGAGCUACAAUUAUCAGUCGUAAAGCUGGCGAACGUUUUGGGCAGCGAGCAGGACUGAGUCCACUUGAUAAAAAACAACUUCGGUUGCUUUAUGGAUGCAAUGUUGGCACCACAAAAAAACCGGUACCAACGACUACAUCAGGUUGCGUUGAUAAAGAGACUCCAAGUAAUUGUAACUACUGGAAGAACCAAGGUUAUUGCAGGAGUAAAAAGUACGCAGCAUACAUGAAGGAAAAUUGCUGUAAAACAUGUGGCACUCUUGUGAACACGCCAAAACCGACAACAAAACCUACAAAAGCAACAACAAAAGCAACGACAAAAGCUACAGUUUGCUUCGAUAUACAGUCUUCAAAUAAUUGCAAUCACUGGAAAAGACAAGGUUAUUGUAAUCAUACGUUCCAAGUUUAUAUGAAGAAAAAUUGCUGUAAAACAUGUAAUCCUACACCAAAACCCACUAAAUCAGCAUGUAAAGAUAACAACAGGAACUGCGCAAGUUGGAAAAAUCUAAAUUAUUGUUCGUAUAGCCAGUAUCGUCGAUACAUGAUGCAAAAUUGCAAGAAAUCAUGUAACAUAUGCUAGGUUUAUGGUACUUUACUCUUUGUAGCUAGUGUAAUUACAAUAAUACUAUGUAAUUACAAAGUUAUUUUAUUUGUAUAAUGUAUUUAUGUAAUGUUGAGGAUGAGCUAGCCAAGGCCAUCGACAUUGUGUAAAAUAAACGCAGCCAAUCCACUUGGAUUUAUAUCAUAA